AUGUCGACAAAAGACCAGCUGCCGGUUGUGCUUUUUGGGUAUGAUUCCAUCGGCCGCGAAGUCUACUGCGACACGUCUCUCAUCAUCGAAGCGCUCGAGCACUUCUUCCCCAGCAGCUCUGGCUACGGAACAGUCUACCCGGAAUUCCCCGGCCUCGACUCAUGGAGCUACAAAGGGCUUGUCCGCGGCUUUGCUUCCUUCUGGACCGAUAAGCCAUUAUUCCGCAGCACCACUGGUCUUAUUCCUAGCAGCGUAUGGGAAACAAGUUUCGGCACUGAUCGCUCGCAACUCAUUGGCCAUCAACUCGACCCUGAGAAGCUUGGGGCAAAGAUUCCGCAAAACCUGGCAAACUUGGAUAUGCAUCUAGCCAUGCUGGAACCGACGUUCAAGACGAAGGGCAAGUGGGCAAUCCCAACGCCGACACCGAGCUUGGCGGACGUCAGUUUGUAUUAUCAGUUGAGGUGGGGCGUGGACAUUGCGAAUGGCAGGGGCAUUGAGAACUUGAGCGGGGGUGGAACGAAAGAUACCAACCGCGAGGAUGUCACGGCGAAGGUGUGGAAUGAGCAGAGAUAUCCAGGGCUGUGGAGUUGGUUCCAUGCGUUCGAGAAGUACAUUGAUGGGCUGCCUGAUCUGCAAAAGACGAACGAAGAUGGAUGGCUGGAUGCGGUCAAGGAAAGCAAACCGUUGUCAGAAGAGGACUUGUUGGUGCCGGCGGCGGUGGACGGACCUGCGGAUGUGCAGAGAGAUCUUGUACCUGGUGCGAGUAUAAGCGUUGCGCCGGAUGAUACUGGGCGAGAUAAUCCAACUCUGGGCACGUUGGUCAAGUUUGGGGUCGAAGAGGUGGUGAUAAAGCCGCACGAGAAGGCUGAAGUGGAUGUUCGCGUGCACUUUCCGCGCUUGGGGUUUGUGGUAAAGACCGUUGAGGGGGCGAAGUUGUGA
Parastagonospora nodorum SN15 is the source of this 939-nucleotide messenger RNA. RefSeq lists its product as hypothetical. Lineage: Eukaryota; Fungi; Ascomycota; Dothideomycetes; Pleosporales; Phaeosphaeriaceae. The transcript is spliced from 2 exons. The record is from RefSeq and is a predicted model, not a curated record. Bases 1 to 939 code for a protein of 312 amino acids.